This is a messenger RNA of Clarias gariepinus (North African catfish), 1172 nucleotides long. RefSeq names its product prostaglandin reductase 1, tandem duplicate 2 (gene ptgr1.2). Gene Ontology annotation, biological process: prostaglandin metabolic process. The transcript has 8 exons. The record is from RefSeq and is a predicted model, not a curated record. Bases 78 to 1082 code for a protein of 334 amino acids. Lineage: Eukaryota; Metazoa; Chordata; Actinopteri; Siluriformes; Clariidae. Gene Ontology annotation, molecular function: 15-oxoprostaglandin 13-reductase [NAD(P)+] activity; 2-alkenal reductase [NAD(P)H] activity. Gene Ontology annotation, cellular component: cytoplasm.
GUGGGUUGGUAUUCAGAUAAAAAGGAGCAAUUGUACAGAAGACGCUUCAGCAGGAAAGUUCUCACUGCAGUGGAAACAUGGUUAAAGCUAAGGUCUGGACACUUCGUAAGCAUUUUGUCGGCUUUCCAAAGGAAAGUGACUUUGAGCUUAAAGAGGAGACACUGCCUGAGCUUCAAGCUGGAGAGGUCCUACUGGAGGCUGUCUUUCUUAGCCUUGAUCCAUAUAUGAGAGGUGUGAGUUCAGUCUUAAUGAAAGAAGGUGAUGUAAUGGUUGGAGCUCAGGUUGCAAAGGUACUUCAAAGCAAAAAUCCUUCAUAUCCUGUGGGCUGUUAUGUGGUUGCUCCAUGUGGAUGGAGGACGCACAACGUGACUAAUGGAAAAGCAAUUUUUAGCCUUGACAUGUACCGAGUUCUUUCUGACUGGCCCAAAGAUGUUCCUCUUUCUUUGGCUGUUGGUUCACUAGGGAUGCCUGGUUUGACUGCCCUGUACGGUCUGGAGGAGAUUCUGCAAGUGAAGCCAGGUGAAAUUGUGCUGGUGAGUGCAGCAGCUGGUGCUGUGGGCACCAUGGUGGGCCAGAUUUGUAAGAUUAAAGGCUGUAAAGUGGUGGGUUCUGCUGGGAGUGAGGAAAAAGUGGCCUACCUAAAGGACCUGGGCUUUGACUACGUUUUUAACUACAAGACCAUAACAUCCCUGGAUGAGGCACUGAAGCAAGCUUCACCUGAAGGCUACGACUGCUACUUUGAGAAUGUUGGAGGUGAUUUCUUCACUGCGGCUCUUAAUCAGAUGAGGCCUCGAGGACGCAUUGCUGUGUGUGGUGCAAUAUCGCUGUACAACGCCACCACACCUCAGAUGUGUCCUUUUCCCCAUAUGACCAUGCUGUCCAAGAGCAUUAGGAUAGAAGGAUUCCAAGUCACUCAGUGGCCAGAGAAAGAUGAGGCAUCUGUCAGAAGACUGCUUACAUGGCUGAAGGAGGGGAAACUUAAGACCAAGGAAAAUGUCACAGUAGGCUUUGAGAAGAUGCCUGCUGCAUUCAUUCAGAUGCUUAAAGGGACAGAACUGGGAAAGGCUGUUGUUAAAGUGUAAUGAGUUUACUGUUUGUAAUGUCACAUAUAGGAAAUUCAGUGCAUUUUCGCUGUUAACAGUUUUGAAAACGAAUAAAUAUAAGUUUGAAUA